Molecule: messenger RNA, 420 nt
Organism: Letharia columbiana
Lineage: Eukaryota; Fungi; Ascomycota; Lecanoromycetes; Lecanorales; Parmeliaceae
Exons: 2
Coding region: 1-420 (139 amino acids)
Source: RefSeq, a predicted model, not a curated record
AUGCAGAUAUCCUCCAUGCAAGGUCCGUCAGGCCCGAAACAGCUACUUGAAGAAGACAGUAUUGAUCCAUUCGAUGCUUUGCCAGUUGGAGGAGAUAGUCGAUACAAUGGCUAUGUUUUGAACCAAUUCAAAAUUGGGGCUCUCAAUUUCCGCUUGGUAGAAACCGGCAGAGGUCAACAUCCUCUGACCAAAAGAUGGAUGCCCCACACCGUGGCAGACCCUCUCCUCUUCCUCGCAACCCUCAAUUUCGCUGCGGCCCACCUUGAUAACAUCCAGGGAAGGCCUAGUAGUCCAAGGACAAUAGCCCAGAAGAUAGAGACAAUCCGUCUCAUUUAUUCGAGACUCCAAGGUUCUGUCGAUUCUGUGUCCGCUACCACGAUAGGCGCCGUGGCACUGCUUCCAGCAAUGGAGAUAAUAUGA